CCUAUCAGUAUUAAUGAUGAAGUCAAUAAUUGUAGUACUUGCAAUCGUAUUAGCUGGCGCUUUUGCUGGUCCCGUUAAUUUGGACACAGACAAUGAUGGUGAUGAGGCAGGUGCUCCCAUUGAUGCUGACAUUGAGAACGAUGAAAAUGAUACUGGGGAUCCCAGCAACUUGGACUUAGAGAAGGACGAUACAAAUCAAGAAAUCGAUGCAGUUGGAGGAAUGAUUCAAAUUGCACAAAGCAGAGUGGUCAAUGGAGACCCGACUACAAUUGACCACUUUCCAUGGAUUGUGUCGAUGCAAUAUUACGGUGCGCAUCGAUGUGGCGGUAGCAUUAUCACAACAAACCGAAUACUGACGGCUGCACAUUGUACUAUCAGUAUAACGCCAAAUUUGUUGUCGAUACGGGCUGGAUCGACAGAUAGUCAAGUUGGUGGCGAACUUGUAGCCGUUACAGACUUCACUAAUCAUCACUUGUACAAUCCAACGACCCUUGAAAACGAUAUUUCAGUUAUGGUUAUUGCAUCUCGCCUGACCACUGGCACUACUGUGGCCGUCAUUCCAUUACCAAUGCAAGGUGCUGUCGUCACAGACGGCAUUGUUGCCAACGUUGCGGGUUGGGGUGCCUUAUGCGAAAAGUGUCCAGGAAUUACAACGCUGCAAUACGUGGGUCUUCCUGUUUUGUCGAAUGCGAACUGUAACUCAAUGUACGGAGAGAGUGUUACUCCGAGUAUGCUAUGCGCAGGUUUCGCAGAAGGUGGACGCGAUGCUUGUCAAGGUGACUCAGGCGGGCCACUUAAUAGCGGAAAUCUGUUGAUCGGUGUGGUAUCAUGGGGUGAUGGUUGUGCUAGACCAAACAGUCCUGGCGUUUUCACAAGAGUUGCCUAUUUUCGUAAUUGGAUUAACGGACUACUUUAAGCAUUUUAGGUUAAGUCUAGAAUUGUAGAUGUUGAAGGGAUAGUUGAAGGAAUAGAUAGUUAGAAGAAGCAACCACCAAAAUACAAAGCUGGUGGCUGAUCUGAAGUUGUAAGUUGUAUGGGUGUCAGUUACAUUAACUUCGUAUUUGUUGUUUGAUUAUAAAAUACAAAUCACUUCAGCUGUUUGGUCACA
Bradysia coprophila is the source of this 1108-nucleotide messenger RNA. Its product is annotated as trypsin delta-like. NCBI's taxonomy places the organism in Eukaryota, Metazoa, Arthropoda, Insecta, Diptera, Sciaridae. Gene Ontology annotation, molecular function: serine-type endopeptidase activity. The record is from RefSeq and is a predicted model, not a curated record. Gene Ontology annotation, biological process: proteolysis.